Molecule: messenger RNA, 1989 nt
Organism: Dendrobium catenatum
Lineage: Eukaryota; Viridiplantae; Streptophyta; Magnoliopsida; Asparagales; Orchidaceae
Product: receptor-like cytoplasmic kinase 176
Exons: 6
Coding region: 525-1766 (413 amino acids)
Biological process (GO): protein phosphorylation
Molecular function (GO): protein kinase activity; ATP binding
Source: RefSeq, a predicted model, not a curated record
CGGAGUUUGGCCGUUGGUGGAAGCGCCAGCCAUUAAUGUCCCCUUUCUUCUUCGUUUUUUGAGCUUCACAGCGAGAGACAGCAAGCGGAGGGAAGAAUCGAAGCGGUGAACUCUUCGACCCUAUAGGAGUGUGAUUCGGAGAAGAAAGUGAACCGGAGCUGGAGCAGGGAAGCUCUAUUACCCUAGAGAGAGUCUUUUACUCUUGCUACCCAUUUGCGAUUUGGUCUUUCUCUCUUUUUCCUUCUUGAGAUAAGGAUCGCGACAAGGCGUGGUUCUGGAUAAUUUGUUAACGGAUUCGGGCUGCGUUUGAUUUCUUAUCUGAAUGAUCAGCUGGGGUUUUAGUAGGAGCUCAGUUCUUUGACGGAAUUGAUGGCCGCGAGGAUCUAAUUGCUUGCUAGUUGCUUUGCGUACGCGUUCGGCUCCUCCGCUGUGCAUUGAAGACACUAUAAUGUGCUACUGUGGGGUUUAGCUUGGGAGAAGGGGUAUUAGUGGAGAGGAGAAAGUGAGCACAUACUGGUUUUAAGAUGGGAAUCUGCUGGAGCCCAAAUAGCAAGGCUGUGAACCCCGCAUUCAGCGUCCCUUCAUCAGGGUCUAACUCGAAGACUAGAAGCAAGGAUGUUAGUAGAUUAAGUCGUGGAAGCAGUUAUGUUUCUUCAGCUUCUUUUUCCUUAACCCAUCGUAGCGAGGGAGAGAUCCUGCAGCUAGCAAAUGUGAAAAGUUUCACCUUUACUGAGCUCAAAUGCGCAACCAGAAAUUUCCGGCCUGACAGUGUAUUGGGAGAAGGUGGUUUUGGUUCUGUUUUUAAGGGCUGGAUUGAUGAACAGACCCUUGCGCCGGCGAAAGCAGGCUCUGGUAUGGUUAUUGCUGUAAAGAGGCUCAACCCGGAAGGUUUCCAGGGUCAUAGAGAAUGGCUGGCAGAAGUCAAUUAUUUAGGCCAGCUUCAUCACCCUAACCUUGUCAAGCUGAUUGGCUACUGUCUAGAGGAUGACCAUCGCCUUCUGGCCUAUGAAUUUUUGCAAAGAGGGAGUCUUGAGAACCAUCUGUUUAGAAGAGGAUCAUGCUUUCAACCACUUUCAUGGAAACUUCGAAUGAAGAUUGCACUUGGGGCUGCUCGAGGACUGGCAUUUCUUCACGGCGCCGAAAUAAGCGUCAUUUAUCGUGAUUUUAAGACUUCUAAUAUACUUCUUGAUUCAAAUUACAAUGCAAAGCUUUCUGACUUCGGAUUGGCGAAAAAUGGACCUACUGGUGAUAAGAGUCAUGUAUCUACCAGAGUCAUGGGAACAUAUGGAUAUGCAGCUCCUGAAUACCUUGCAACUGGUCACUUGACUGCGAGGAGCGAUGUAUAUAGCUUCGGUGUUGUCCUCCUAGAGAUGUUAUCAGGUAGGCGUGCGCUGGACAAGAACCUACCAUCAGGGGAGCACAAUCUUGUUGAAUGGUCGAAGCCCUAUCUCGCGAGCAAGCGCAAGAUCUUCCGCAUCUUGGACAGCAAGCUCGAGGGGCAGUACUCGCUUGCCGGAGCCCAAAAAACAGCCUCCCUUGCACUCCAGUGCUUAUCAGCUGAGGCAAGACUUAGGCCGACUAUGGAUGCGGUGGUGUCUGUGCUUGAGCAAGUUCAGUCUACAAAGGAUUCAGAGAGGAAAAAUCAAGCUGAGAAGACUCUGCACACUCAAAGUUUUGGUCGUGGAGCUCAGGUGCCUCAACGGAAAAGCAUGGAAGGUGGAAGUUUGAAGGGAUAUCCAAGACCUUUGGAUUCCAUUGCUGCCUAAGUAGGAGAAGUUAUGCAUGUUUUGAUUGUUUGUUAUCUAUGAAGAGUUUUUGACACUCUUGAGGCAUGUAGGUUUAACUACUACCUGCAUAUUUGUUACAUUUUUUGUAUAUUUUGUUAUGCAUUACUGUUCUUGUCAGGGUAUUUCACCUUGCAGACAGUUUUGAGCAGCUUAGCUCCUGAUGCUUUUGUGAAUUUAAAUUCUUGGUUGAAUGUUCUUUAAA